Messenger RNA from Psammomys obesus (fat sand rat), 315 nucleotides. RefSeq names its product keratin-associated protein 12-1-like. The transcript has a single exon. The record is from RefSeq and is a predicted model, not a curated record. Gene Ontology annotation, cellular component: keratin filament. Lineage: Eukaryota; Metazoa; Chordata; Mammalia; Rodentia; Muridae. Bases 1 to 315 code for a protein of 104 amino acids.
AUGUGCCACACCAGUUGUUCCUCAGGCUGCCAGCCAGCCUGCUAUGUGUCCAGCCCCUGCCAGCCAGCCUGUGUGCCUUUGAGCUGCAGGCCUGGCAUAUGCGUUCCUGUAAGAUGCCAGGUGACCUGCUGUGUGCCCGUGAGCUGCAGGCCCACUGUGUGCAUGGCCCCCUCGUGCCAGUCCUCUGUGUGUGUGCCUGUGAGCUGCCGGCCUGUCUGUGUGACCUCCUCCUGCCAGUCAUCUGGGUGCUGCCAGCCCUCCUGCCCCACCCUGGUCUGCAGGCCUGUCACCUGUAGCACCCCCUCCUGCUGCUGA